GCCAACAUCCGCUCCUGCCGCAGCCCUUUCCUGUUAGCUAACGCAGAGCUUUCACCCCAUACUACAUUUAGCUACCUAAACGUUUUCUCUUUGAUACAUUUACGCAGUCUAUAGUACCUUUUCCUACCAAACACAAAUAUGGCAGAGGCCAUUCAAAAGAAGUUGAAAGGGGAAGUGGAAAAAUAUUCACAGAUGCAGAAAGAUGUUAGCAAGGGCGUGUCAGCCAGGCAGAAGCUGGAGACGCAGCUAGCCGAGAACAACAUCGUCAAAGAGGAACUUGAUCUGCUGGACAUCACAAACACAGUGUAUAAGCUUAUUGGCCCAGUAUUAGUGAAGCAAGACCUGGAUGAGGCCAAAGCCACAGUCACAAAAAGGCUGGAGUACAUCAACGGAGAGAUUCAAAGGUACGAGGCGCUCCUGAAAGACCUGGAAAAGAAAUCUGAACAGCAUCGAGAAGUCUUGUCCAGUUUACAGCAGGAGUUUCAGAAAGCUCAGGGCCUGGCUGUCGGCAAAGUCUGACCUAGUGACCCAGCUGCAUGCUCACACACUGCAAACACACAUACAGAUAGAAGUAGAAUGGGUUAGUCAUGAUGUAAUGCAAAACCUUCAACAUAAGGCUCAGUGAGUAAAUUCUGAUUGUAUCUUGUCAUUCAUUUGUUAUUACAUUGACUUUUCCCUUGUUAACAAUAAACACGUUUUUCAUGAAUUA
Messenger RNA from Cottoperca gobio, 709 nucleotides. It is a transcript of the gene pfdn6, whose product is annotated as prefoldin subunit 6. Bases 139 to 519 code for a protein of 126 amino acids. The transcript has 4 exons. Lineage: Eukaryota; Metazoa; Chordata; Actinopteri; Perciformes; Bovichtidae. Gene Ontology annotation, molecular function: protein-folding chaperone binding. Gene Ontology annotation, biological process: chaperone-mediated protein complex assembly; protein folding. Gene Ontology annotation, cellular component: cytoplasm; prefoldin complex. The record is from RefSeq and is a predicted model, not a curated record.